Lates calcarifer (barramundi perch) is the source of this 6107-nucleotide messenger RNA. RefSeq names its product Kv channel-interacting protein 2. The record is from RefSeq and is a predicted model, not a curated record. Gene Ontology annotation, molecular function: calcium ion binding; potassium channel regulator activity. Bases 3548 to 4309 code for a protein of 253 amino acids. Gene Ontology annotation, biological process: regulation of potassium ion transmembrane transport. Lineage: Eukaryota; Metazoa; Chordata; Actinopteri; Centropomidae. The transcript is spliced from 9 exons. Gene Ontology annotation, cellular component: voltage-gated potassium channel complex.
ACCACCACAUACACACACACACACACACACACACACCUUCCCUCGUUUUCUCUUUUCUUUGCCUUUGUAUUUCUCUUGUCUCUAACAUGCUUAUUUAUACUGUGUAUGUGUCUGCUGAUGAAAAUGACCCUGAUAGCCACUAAUGGACAUGCAAGACAUGAUGUUAAUGUGCAAAAACCGUGUUCCAGAGAUGAUAAUGUGCUUUUGUGCAGCCUGGGAAUAACGGUGUAGCAUGGAAAGUGGACUCUAAGUGUGUGUGUGGUGUGUUACAGAAAAAGCGUGAGAGAGUAUUUAUGGUUUUUUAGAGAUCCCUCUGUGCAAUGUCGUUUUAAUACGGUACAUCUCAAUCCCCUGACAUGAAUCAAUUCCAAAUCCCCUAAUUUCGUUGGCUAUAUUGUAUAUUGGGCAGUAUAUUAACUCCCUGAUAUAAUCUGUGCGAUGUGUGUGUUCGUGUGUGUGUUGAUAGCUUAGACAUUCAGACAGAGCCAAGCCAGGGUAUUUUACUGUGGCAAGCCACUAAUGCUGCUGUGUAUUUAUAACGUUUCAUUUGAGCAUAUCAGCCUUCUCAUCAAAUAUUCAUUCGAGGGGAGAUUGUCUACUUUGUCUCGGCUGAACCAACCCCCCCACGCCCCUCUUUCCCUCCAUCAUCCCUUCAUUUCUUUAUCUGUGUGUCCUCGCCUGCAUCUGUGUCUGCAGAAAAUAUGAGGGAAGUAAAUCAAGUCAAACUGCCUCUUUCUGAGGAUAAGCAUAAACACACCUCCUGAGGACGUGUGGCACUAUUUUUAUUUCUUUUACUGAAUAUUAUCUUCUGAACAGCCUGUGCUAGCUCACCUGUGCGGGUGUGUGUGUGUGUGUGUGUGUGUGUGAGAGUGUGUGUUAUUUGUCACCUGUAUCAUCACUCCAUACUUGUGUAUAACUUGAGGCAUCAAUCAGAGCUCAUUAUUGGUUAUCUGUCAGCUCCACUUUCCAGCUUGCAGCAACACUAAACUUCUCUGUAAACCCCUGUGGGAGAUAAACACCAUCAAUACUGUGAGAUUUAACUGCCCCAUGGCACAUAAUGUAUUCAAAUACCUCUCCACUGUGUUCCUUCUGCCUUCUUCUAUUUCCCUUUGAGUUUUUUCUUCCUCUGUCACCGAUUUGCUUCACUCUCAUCACCACUGUUCCACUCUUUGAUUUUCUUUACCAGGAUUUUUUGUGUCCUUUCUUUUUUCUUUAUCCUGCUCUUUCUCCAGCAGCUGAUAGAUGUUUUCUUUCCUCCACAUCAGUCUUCUGAUGGGGGACAUAAUAAUCCCUCACUCGUCUCCCUGUCUUUAAGGAAGCUUCACCACACUGUUUAUCCCCAACAAGCAUUACUCAGCCUUUCUUGGCAAAAUGAGUUCUCUUUUCUCCAACGUGACGGUUUGAGAGUUUAAUUUAAAGGCCAGCACAUAACAACACUCUUUAUGGCUGAUUUUAUAUUUCAUCUGUCCUGGGUUGUAUACUAACAUUUUUAAGGAACUUGUUACAUUCACUGAAUAAUAAUCUGAGCAGGGUUUAAAGGGCUAUUUUUGAGUUUUGCUAUGGCCACAUAGCCAACUUUAGCGUUAAUGCCUGUUCAAGUCCAAGUUCAGCAUUAAACUUAACUCCUUUACUCACCAAGAUCUGUCUCCAGCACAGGGUGCUUUGCUUCUAGUUCUACGGCUUCUUUUCUUCUGCUGAUGGGAGCAUGCUAACCAAUGAGCUCCAGUGCAGUCAGCCUGUCUUGUUACUUUCCGAUAGUGCUCACUUUAGCAUCCAGACUGCCGUGACGAAGCAGUGUUGCUAAGAGGGUGUAUUCUGACCUCUUGUAUUGUAAAAGCAAUGAUGGCUGAAGCUCUUGGCAAGCGAAACAUCACCAGCACCCACUGCUGGCAAGAAACCAUGUUUGGUGGCAGAGAAAACUCAGAACUAGCCCCAUUACAUUUGGGUUUUGAGCUUGGAUUAAAGGGACACUCCUGCAGUUUUACAUGUCAAAGUCAGAUUGUGGGUGGUACUGUGAAGCGUGCACACACAUAUUAAUUAGUAUAAAUUAGUUUGUACAGUCAUGGUCACCAGAUGAUGCAUCCUACUGAUUUUUCAUCUAGCACCACCUGGAGAUAAGAGUUUUUGCUUGUCUUGUGAAAUACCUCAACAUCUACUGGGAUUAGCACAAAAUUUGAUACACACCUUUGUGGAUCUCAAAUGAUGUAGCCAAAUUACAAAUUUCUGUUUGAAAUCUACCUCUUUUGCCUUCAGUUCUUUCUCCUUGUGGUUCUUGUGGGUUUUUCCAUUUUACUGAAAUCUUUACUUUCUUAGCAAAGAAAGUCUUGAACUUGAGGAAGAAAGGCAGCCUUGAUCAUUAACCAGCAGGAAUAGCUCUUAGAAGGAACUGAAACAUCAAAGAGAAGACUGUGGGAUGUCAAGUCCAAAAGUUGCUCUUUGGGGCCAAUGUGGUACCCUGACUGUGAGAACCAGCACUAUCAGUUUAGUCAUGACGUUGUUUCUUUGAAAGCAACCUUGUAAUUCAUGUCUAUCCAAAAGAAUUAUACAUCACAAAAAAGUUGAGGUGAAAGUAGAAUGAGGCCACUGAUUCUAAAAUGUACUCUAAUAAAGAAUUAAAUAUAGCCUACAUCAAAAAGCUACUCAGUUACUUUAAACCUUGAUGAUGUCCCAAAAGUAUCACAUGUUAGUGUUUAAUUAAAACAGAAGUUUCUGAUGGGAAACAAAGCUGCUGAGAUCUUAAAAGUUUAUCCCAUAAACCCGCCCGUGGCCUCCCUUGUCUCCAUCCAGCUUAUGGUGUGUAUUUAUGGCUAUAUUAUUCUAAUGACGGCCUUCCUGCUUGCAUUUUCUGAAAUAUGAGUGAGUCAUCCGUUAACUCUGCUCAACCAGCUCAAGGACGUGGAGCUGACAAGGUAUUGAUCCGCAGGUUUUACUUCUCCCCAUCACAGCCAAAGCUGCUGGAGUCCUGAGCCAAGGGGAGAUCAUCCAUCAGUGAAGCAUAGAUCAGCAGAUAUGUACACUCCUAUCACACACACAUCCUUCUGUCUGUCUGUCUGUCUGCUGCUCUCCCUCUCUUGUUUCAUCUGUGAUGGUUUGCCCCCCCGCCUUUGCAUCACAGCUCGGACAGAUGCAGAUGCUCCAGCUGUCAGGCGGAUGCUUUGUCAUUAUUGGAUGCCUGGACACUCAGCACAGUGAAGUCUGCGCGUCACUUUACAUCACCUUUACAUUUGAACCUUGAACCCUCAGAAACCCGUCAAAGUGAGUGAGAAGAUUGAUUUGUGGAUGUGAGUGCUCGCUGAUGUUGAGCGGGAGUUCAGUUUGUGUAGAGAGGAAACAGAAGGACGAAGAGAGAAAAGCGCUUCGCACGGACUUUCUCCCCGUGUGUCGCUCUUGUGUUUUUUCUGCCCCACACAGGCUGGUGCUUGAAGAAAAGUGACAUGCAAACAGGAGUGAAGCCGCAGAAGUCGUAGAUGAACUGCGGCUCCGACCGACGCACGCCACAGAUCCUUGCAGGUCCAGCUCGGCGGUUUAGUAAGAACCAAGAGACAACAUGAAAUCCAGGAGUCAGGACCAGAGUUUGUCAGACUCCAGAGAGCUGGACAGAUCUUACGACCCACUCACUGGUAAUCCUCCGUCCAAACCCAAUAAAAAGACCAUAAAGCAGCGGUUCCUCAAACUGCUCCCCUGCUGUCGCUCUGGCUCCAGCUCUUCAGUUAAUCAAAGCAAUAUAGCUGAUGAGGGUGAACUGUCGACAGUAUGUUACAGACCAGAGGGGCUCGACCGCCUCGUACAACAGACCAAAUUCAGCAAGAAAGAGCUGCAGGUCCUUUACCGGGGAUUCAAAAAUGAGUGUCCCAGCGGUGUCGUGAAUGAGGAAACAUUUAAAAACAUCUAUUCCCAGUUCUUCCCUCAAGGAGAUUCAAGUAUGUAUGCUCAUUUCCUGUUUGAAGCUUUUGACACCCACAACAAUGGAUCGGUCAGCUUUGAGGACUUUGUUAUAAGUCUGUCCAUCAUCUUGAGAGGCUCCAUCACUGAUAAACUCAACUGGGCCUUCAAUCUGUACGAUCUCAACAAGGACGGCUGCAUCACCAGAGAGGAGAUGACAGACAUCAUGCACUCCAUUUAUGACAUGAUGGGGAAGUAUACCUACCCCAGUAUGAAGGAUAGUGCUCCCAUGGAUCACGUUGACAGCUUCUUCCAGAAAAUGGACAAGAACAAUGACGGGGUGGUCACCAUAGAGGAGUUCCUGGAGACAUGCCAAAAGGAUGAAAACAUCAUGCAGUCCAUGCACAUGUUUGAUAAUGUGAUCUAAAGUUUGUCAAACGCAGAUGUGAGAUUUCCCUCCAGCGAGAAGCUCCUCUGUAGUACAGUUCUUCAGAACCCUGGCCUGAGUGGGUGGUGUUUGUGGUCCUAAACAGAAGUGGUGACCUGAGGAUAUAAACCCCAAACUACCCUUUCCUAAAUUGUGUCAAUGAACGGAUUGGGAUGAGAAUGAUCGAGGUGAGGUCUUGCUCCAAAACGACUUGAUGAUUGAUGUUUGAAGGCUGUACGUGAACAGCUCAGUAACAAUAAGCAUCAGUGAACAGAUGCAUCAAGAAAACAGCAGAUAUGCACAUCAGGCAACUGCAUUUUCAACAUCCUAUGACGUCUUCACUCAUAAAUAAAUUAUUUCUCUAUCGUAUGUAUGAUACACAUGAGAGAGAUUGAAUGAGCAGACACAUGGAACAAAAAUGUUGUUAAGUAUCACACGCUUGCUAUACUCACAGUAAUACUACAGUAAGGGACAACCCUCAUUAUGGGGAGUCUACAUUUUAGCAAUAAUCUUAAUGUAACAUGAUAGUGUUUUUAUGGAGCUCACCUCUCACAUUUAUUAUAUUACUGUAUAUUGUGUCUGCAUGAUGUGUCUGUUUUGAGUGGAUUGAAAUGUUGAAUUAAAGUGUGACUAUAUUUUCUAUAUGGACGUGGUGACGACGAUAAAAAUUGAAUAAAACCACACAGUUGCUAUGCAAAAAGCACAUAAUUGACAUAUUAUUGACCAGCUGAAUAUUACGCCCACUAGUGUAACAGUCUCUCCUGAUGUCUUCUUGUUACUAAUGUGCAGAAAAUCUAAAAAAAGACAUCAGAGCUGCAGUAGGACUGGAGGAGCUUUUCCCUUCAUUGGUUUAUCAGUUUCAAUAACUCACACUUUAAUUUCUCCCCAUUUUGCAUUUUGUUGUCAUGGUUUACACGACUAAUUUAUACUUAUGAGAACAAUGUGAAAAAUCUCCUUACUCAUUCAUUCAUUCAUGUCACCCCCCUUAUGUUUGGCUGAUUUGUUAUGAAAGGGAGGAUGAAUAUGGAGAUGAAAGAGAAACUGUAAAGUUUUUUGUUCUCUUGUACACAUAAUUUUUAUGGAAGAUAGAAAGCGAAGAGCUGAGGAGAAUAAAGAUAUUUUGAAUGGAAUUUUGGCUAUUUGAGAAAUAAAAACACUUGCCUCUUGGACAGAGCAGAACAGCUGUUUCAAAAGACUAACUUUCAAAAAGAAGAGAGUUUUCAGUAGUGAUGUGAGUGUAGAAUUUUAUGGAGGCCGGCACAGACCAAAACACACCUUGAGCGUUGCAUUGGUGGGAUGGUGUGUUUUAAAGACAGGUUAAACAUUUCUGAUCUGCAACUCAAUAAACAAGGACACCAUAUGUUUAAUAUAUCCUUUAUUUUUAUUAAACAAAAUUUCAGUAAAAACUCUUAUUAAGUAGAAAGAAAUUUCCCUGUCAGUAGUUUGCUCUAGCUGUAGGGCUGUCCCCAACUAUAUCAUCUUACAUGUUGACUAAUCUGUUGAACAAAUCUGUAAAACUGCAAACUACUAUAGUCACAUAUGAUCUUCUCUUUAAAUUCACUUUCUCAUCAAUCUUCUGGUAAUGUUGGAUAAUGUGAAUCUUUCCCAGUAAAUAAGUUAUAAAAGAUGAGAAACAAUUCAUUAAAAAAAGAAAAGAAUAACCAUCUUGUUCACCUAAACAAGAUAAUAAUCAGCUGAUUACAUAAGAGUGGGGGCAGCCCUACACUGCUCUGUCAAAGAUCUCCACAUCUCCUUAUUUGUUCACUCCUAUUGAAUUAGCGCCGAGAGAAAAGAGUGA